This is a messenger RNA of Trichobilharzia regenti, 612 nucleotides long. Lineage: Eukaryota; Metazoa; Platyhelminthes; Trematoda; Strigeidida; Schistosomatidae. The record is from the annotation of a GenBank genome assembly.
AUGGAAGACAAAAAUAAGUUGGGCACUUCCAAUACAGCAUCAUCAUCAUCAUCAUCGGAAAAGAAGAGGAGACAUAAACACAGGAAUAAUCAUUCUAAAGUAGUUACUUCAACUCCAGUGAAUGAAGGUCCAUAUCGCCCAAAUAUUUCAUCUGUCACACGAGUAAGACCUUAUAUCAGGUUAUAUUUUGAAAAUCAUUACACAAAAUUUGCUGUGGUUGUACUCCAUGAGUUUACCUGUACUCAUUGUGUUAUUAAUUAUUAUUAUUAACUGAAUUGUGUAGAACUGUUGUUUAAUAGUGUACUCAGCUUUUGACUGUCAAGAUCAGAGCUAUGAAUCCGAAUUCUACUCCGUCUGAUUCUUGUAGAAUGUCUUAACAAGGCUGUCAGCCCUUAAACAAGUGCAAUUCGUGGGGUAAAGCAUGGACUUUUAACUGAACUACCUCUGUCUCAAAAUAUUCUUCGAUUACCAUUACCACUUUUUUUGAAAUAAUAUGUUCCAACAAUUGAUAUGAUCACGAGUAGUAAUAUUGCUCGAAAUAUUAAUGAAAUCGGAAAACUUAUCGCUGUAUAUAAACAAUCAUUGAAGGAGUCAAGUACUUUCCUAUCAGUA